Poecilia latipinna (sailfin molly) is the source of this 962-nucleotide messenger RNA. Its product is annotated as beta-fibrinogenase-like. The record is from RefSeq and is a predicted model, not a curated record. Lineage: Eukaryota; Metazoa; Chordata; Actinopteri; Cyprinodontiformes; Poeciliidae. Bases 119 to 862 code for a protein of 247 amino acids. Gene Ontology annotation, molecular function: serine-type endopeptidase activity. The transcript has 6 exons. Gene Ontology annotation, biological process: proteolysis.
UGAUUGGACAGAUCGGUGUCCGUUCUGGGAUUGGUGGCUUCCUGUCCAGAAGGAAGUUGUGAACAGAGUUUAAAAGCUGCUGCAGGACUGUAGAUAUUCACAGGAAGCUGGACCAGCAAUGGCUCUGCUGAAGGUUCUGCUGCUGCUGGGGCUGGGUGUUUCAGUGAACUCAGAUGUUUCUCUGCAGAAGAGAAUCAUUGGAGGUCAUGACUGUGAUGACAAGGAGCAUCUUUAUCAUGUUCGGCUGGUGGGCAGCAUGGGAAAAGCAAAGACCCGCUGUGGAGGAACUCUGAUCCACCCUCAGUGGAUCCUGACUGCAGCUCACUGCUGGAAGUCGGAUAUUGGGUGGAUUAACGUAGUAAUGUUAAAAGUUCAUCCACAGACUGCUAUACAUCAGAAUACAGUAAUCCGAGAAGAUCCUGUGAGUUAUGUUGCCCACGACGAGAAGCAUGACAUCAUGUUGCUGAAGCUUCGGAGACCAGUAACAGAUGUCCAACCCGCUCAGCUACCAGACUGCAGUCAUCGUCUUAAAGUAGACGAUGAUGUUCAGCUGGUAGGAGAGGGAAUAACGACAGCCGGCCCCAAUAAUGAGCGACUACUCGAUGCUGCUCUUCCAACACGUCUUCAGUGUGUCAACAUGAAAGUUGUUGCUGUUUCCUUCUUCUGGCCGCCAUGUGGGAAAAUAUUCCUUACUGCAGCACCAGACAAGGAUACAUGUCAUGGUGACUCUGGCUCAGCAGCGAUGUUCAACAACAUGAUUUACGGUGUGCUUUCUGAAAGUGGACAAAAUGCAUGUGACGAACCAGUUAGAGUCAUGGAUGUGUGUGAAUACAUGGGGUGGAUAAGCAGAACAACAGCUUAAAUAAAACAUAAACCAUUAUGAAAUAAAAUUCUCAUCAAAUUUCCUCUGAGACAUAAUUUCAUAAUUGUAUCUUCAUCAGUGUGUUUCACAGGUUUGUAGA